Messenger RNA from Mytilus trossulus (common blue mussel), 1482 nucleotides. RefSeq lists its product as uncharacterized. Gene Ontology annotation, cellular component: cytoplasm. The transcript has a single exon. Gene Ontology annotation, biological process: DNA catabolic process. The record is from RefSeq and is a predicted model, not a curated record. Lineage: Eukaryota; Metazoa; Mollusca; Bivalvia; Mytilida; Mytilidae. Gene Ontology annotation, molecular function: nucleic acid binding; 3'-5'-DNA exonuclease activity. Bases 1 to 1482 code for a protein of 493 amino acids.
AUGAGUAAUGACUUACAGGCUAUUGUACCUCAUCUUUAUAAAGAACAUGACCUCUGCAAUCAGAAAUGGUGUUCAUACAAAAGAAAUCCUAAUAAGUACAAACCCACUGUAUCUCUUGAUAGCCUUCCUCUUCGUCAAAAACUGGCUGAAAUCAUUGGGGAAUACACCUCUAAUGCCAAUAUUGAGAAAAUAUCCCCCUGUGCAUCCACAAAAGAGGUUGAAUCGUUUCACAGCAUGCUGGCCAACAAAGCACCUAAGGCGAAACAUUUAUGCUCAUCGUCAAGUUUGGAAUGUCGGGUUGACUGCACUGUUGCUCAAAAAAAUGUAUCGUAUGGUUAUAUAUCACAGGUAUAUGAAGAGUGUGGUCUCUCACCAGGUAAAAUAACAGAAAAAUCGUCAGAAAAACUUACGGAGAAGAGAAAAUACCAAAAUGAUUAUAAGAAUUCAGCAGUUAAUAAACGGAGAAAACUAUUUCGGAAACAGAUCAUAAAAGAGAAGGAAACAGUAGUGGAGAUGAGGGAAGGUGACACUUACAAAAAAUCUAUUGAUUUAGAACAACCGACCCUAAUAGACACUGAUUUCAUAUCUGAUCCCUUUACAACCCCUUUAUUAGAAACAUUUGAUGUCAAAAUUGAUAAUAUGUCAGUUGUUUACUUUGACGUAGAAACAACAUCACUAGCCAAUGAUUGUGAUAUAAUCCAAAUUUCAGCCAUUGAAAAGUCUUCAGAAUUCAAUCAAUACAUUACGCCAUCACAGUAUAUAAGUAGACAGGCAUCAACGGUUACAGGACUAUCAGUGUGGAACAACACACUUGUAUAUUAUGGUCAAAAGGUAGAUCAAUGCAUUCCACAAAAAGCAUUUCAAAAUUUUAUAUGCUGGCUAGAGAAAUUUCCCUCUCAGAUUAUUUUAGUUGGACAUAAUUGCCGACGUUUUGAUGCCCCAAGACUAAUAAGAUCCCUGUCUCAAUAUAAUCUAAGUACAUCAUUUCAAAAGAAAGUAAUCGGCUUUAUGGAUACACUAUCUUUUUUCAGGAACAAGUAUCCUCAUCUAAAGUGCCACAAGCAGGAAUUUUUGGCUGAAAAUUUAUUACAAAAGCAAUACCAGGCACACAAUGCUUCUGAGGAUGUUAGAAUCUUACAAUCUAUUCUUAACCAUGCACAACCAUCAGAAACAGAGAUCUCAGAAAAUUCUCUUAGUACAGAAUCCCUAAUCAGAAAUAUUGCUUCUGUCAAACAGACAAACCAAAGAUAUUUAACACUGCAAGGGCUUGUGGAUAAAAAAAUCAUAACAAAAUGUAUGACAAAAAAAAUAGCCGAGAGUGGUCUUGAUAUGGCUCAACUGUUAGCAGCGUACCGUCGCGAUGCGGUGUGUGGGAUUCAGCGUAUAUUUUCUGAGAAAAAGGUUGACAAUAAACCAAGAGUAACAGCAUGCAAGCGUAUAGCUUCCGGAAUCUGUAGUUUUCUGUCAAACGGAGAGAAGUAA